AUUCAGAUAUUACGGUUUACCUCCUCUAUAAACGCUAGCAUUACGUUAGUGAUCAGGAUAAACCAAUCCAUACCUACUUUUAAAUAUCCCUAUUUAAAUGCCAUCGGCAGAAUUAAACCAUCAGUUAUUGCUCUAAAUUUUGUAAGUGAAGGUCGUGACACUUAGAUAUUGUUUUUAUAUAUUAAACUAUUAUUUAGCCGUAACAAUGGAUCGGACUAUUGACGAGCUCAAAUACGUAGACUUUAUGGCGCUGAUGGAACGCAGUGACUGCGAAGUACUAAUCGCUGCGGAGCACCAGAAGAUUAUCAGUGAAAAAAUACAAGGGACGUGUGAAGCCGAAAAAGCUAACAGAAGUCUAAACCGCUACGCACAUGCGGUUUGCUUCGAUCACUCUAGAGUAAUUUUACCAACAGAGCGAAACCGGGGGAACUACAUUAACGCCAAUUAUGUAGAUGGCUUCGAACAUAGUAAGAAGUUCAUAUGCGGACAAGCUCCAACCCGACAUACGUGUUACGAUUUCUAUCGUAUGUUGUGGAUGGAGCAUGUGCAAAUCAUUGUCAUGCUCUGCAGGAAGAAAGAAAAUGACAGGGAAAAGUGUCACCCCUAUUGGAGCGACGUGGAGCAAUCGUCGAUGAGGUUCGGGAAGUUCCAGGUCACUACUACUAGUGUAACGCGGUUGCCUCAUUACGUUAAGUCAACAAUUGUUUUGACAGAUGGGACCGAAGCCACCCAGACAGUGACACAUUACAACUUCAUUGCUUGGCCAGAACAUGAUGUGCCGAAGAAUACCUCGGAAUUUUUGAAUUUUGUUCUAGAGGUGAGGCAGUGCCAGAAAGAGUUACAUGCAAAGUCGCUCCAGAUUGGCCACCAACGUUCCCAGCCGACGCCAAUCGUUGUCCAUUGCAACGCCGGACUAGGAAGAACUUCGUGCUUUUGUGUUGUAGACAUCAGUAUUUCUAGGUUCGACGAAACACAAACAGUUUCGAUAGCGUCAAUAGUGUCUAGUAUUCGUCAAGCAAGAUUCCAUAGUUUGUUCAACCCUUUUCAAUAUUUAUUUUGCUACAAAGCUGUGAAAAUGUACAUAGAGUCGGCUUCCGCAAGAGUUGCUACAAGGGCGACUCCGAUCCGACAAGCUGUUUCGUUUUUAAGGAAUUUAGUUAGGUUGGUUCAAGCGAUGUCAAUUCAGGAGAUUGACACCAACAAUAAACCGAAAGAGAAGAGUGGAUCCUCAUUAAAAAUGGUUGAUUAUUUUAUUUACGCAAAAGAUUGUUCGGAUUCGAUAAAUAGAGCCGAGUAUUACCACAGCAACAACUUGAAGACUCUUGAACAAUUCAAAUGUGACGUCAAAAGCAUCAAAGAACAAUCGGUUGCCCAAGAGCCUGCAAGGCAAUUUAAAAUUGUUUAUUUGCACUGGCGUGACGUCUGUUGGGAGGUCAAUGAAGAUAAGGUUGGAAUGAAGAAUUAUACAAGUGCCGACGUGUCCGGACUAUCAAACAUCCAUAUUUGUGAAUGGAGAGAUCCAGGAUGUCUUAUACGGCACCUUCGAAAAAACUAUAUUGUUUGUGAAAAUGAUCGAAUCAAAUUACUGUACAUCGUUACAAAUGGCAUGAUUAGUCGGGAAAGUAUAGACGCAUGUUUAGAAUUAAAUAAAGACAUAGAUUAUGAAACGGUUGUUUUCCAUUCAUUCAAUGAAGACCCGGAAAAAAUCGACCUUUCAGUAGCUGCGCCUUUCUUCAAGAGCCGUUGCAUCGUUUAUCGCAAUAACGAACUUUGUGACAGCACUGAUAUUUCCAAGGAGUUUGAUUACGACAAAAUCACUAGCGACAACUUUGCAGUUGAAAUGCAACAGCUUAUGUUUUAUAUUAAGUUGAAGUUCAUCAAUAAAUUCAAACAAGACGCUGAUGUUUGGCGAGAAAUUAAAAAAUUGGAUAACCUAAGAAAUCGAAUCCUUAGAGAGUUGUCAAGAAAUACACCAAAAUGUCCAUUCUUUGACCGAAUGAAAGAAAAGGAAAGAAAAAUAUUAAUGCGUACAUUUGACGUAAAUAAGUUCAAGAAUUAUAUGGCUAUGGCAUAUGUGAUGAAGACUGACGUUGAAAACUAUGUUGCAGCUAUGGUUAACUACAUCAAGAGCAAUAAAAAAUCCUGCUCGCUUGACGCCUUGAAGUUCGACUCGAAAGUCAACGAGUCCGUUGAAGAAAAGCAGAUCGAUGAUGAUGAUUCUACAGACGAUGAAGAUAGUAAUUUAGUCCUAAUAGUUGAUGAAGAAAGUUGUCUUGACAACUUAUCUUUAUCCGGAUGAAAAAUUCCUCGAGUUUUCGAACAGCUCAAAACGUUUGAUAAAAAAAUCUUCUAAUGCAGAUAAGCGUAAAGACUGAAAAUUGAGUAUGCGAAUAAAUAUUAUUUUAAAUUAAUCAAAG
Messenger RNA from Cotesia glomerata, 2417 nucleotides. RefSeq lists its product as uncharacterized. Gene Ontology annotation, molecular function: protein tyrosine phosphatase activity. The transcript has 3 exons. Gene Ontology annotation, biological process: protein dephosphorylation. Bases 206 to 2299 code for a protein of 697 amino acids. NCBI's taxonomy places the organism in Eukaryota, Metazoa, Arthropoda, Insecta, Hymenoptera, Braconidae. The record is from RefSeq and is a predicted model, not a curated record.